CCAGCGAUAUUUUCAAUUGCGUCCGUCCAAGCAGUCAAAAAAAUAUUUAUUUUGCAAUUAAUUUAUAGUGUUUUUUUUUUUGUGUAAAUCAUGGCCAGUUUUGCCAAGGUUUUGCUGCUCCUGAGCUCGCUGGCCACUUUCGUGUAUACCUUUUUCGUGGUUGGCAAGCUGGUGCUGUUCCUCUCCACACCUCGCUCGAUUUCGAAGGCACACACGUGGAUUUUCAAUUUGCUGGACAACAAGUCCCGGCUGGAGACCGCCUAUGGGCCCAUUGUGUUCGACACACUCUACCUGAUAGGAUUCAUCUUCCAGCACAGCUUCCUUAAGUCAGCGCUGGUGAAGAAUUUAUUGGGCAAAUUGGGCUUGGCUGCAGCCGAGCGCACUAUUUAUAGUUUGACAUCAUCGCUUUGUUUACAUUAUCUGCUGAAGAACUGGCUGCCAGCCCAGUCGAUUGUCUUGUGGCAAAUUGAUGUGGACGAGAGUGCUCCACUCUGGUGGACUUUUGUGGUCACACAUGGCCUUGGCUGGGCCGUCAUCUUUGGCGGCUGCCUUAUAAUGGAUCUGCCCGAGCUGUUGGGCGUCAAGCAGGUCUACUAUGACCUUAAAGAGUAUGGGGAGCCCAUUGCCUACAAGUCGAGCGAGCUGCGUCAUCUGUACUCUCAUGUGCGUCAUCCGUCCUUUGUGGGUCUCUCCUUGAUCCUGUUUGCCACGAAUGUCAUGAGCCUGGAUCGCCUGCUGCUGGCCUCGCUGCUCACCGUCUACAUGUACGUGGCCUGGUCCACUGACGAUAGGGACGUGGCCUACCAGAAGCAACAACUGCAGUGCAAGAAACACGAGCUGAAGGCUCAGUAAAUCGAAUUCUUCUCAUUUAGCUCUAGUUCCUAUUUAAGCUGAACGUAUAACACAUUAAAGACUAACUCAUCCUAACAAUGGA
Molecule: messenger RNA, 934 nt
Organism: Drosophila obscura
Lineage: Eukaryota; Metazoa; Arthropoda; Insecta; Diptera; Drosophilidae
Product: nurim homolog
Exons: 2
Coding region: 91-852 (253 amino acids)
Cellular component (GO): nuclear membrane
Source: RefSeq, a predicted model, not a curated record